AUGAGCUCUGACUAUGAGUUCGACGAUCUUGACCCGGAAACUCUGACCCAACUGGACUAUUUAGAGUCCACUCAGCAACUCACUGCUUCGACCGUCAUCUUACCGCCGCCGCCGCCGCCUGCCGCACCACACGCGAAUCCUGCUCCCGCGCCCAGUAAAUUCCAACCAGCGCGCUCAGUAUCCACACCGACCAAUAUCCUUGCCUCCACAUCUCGCACCACUGCCGCACCUGCUGGACCUCCCGCUCAGGAACAGCCCGCACAACCGACGUUUCCUGUCCCACCCGCCGCGGCAGAUUCGGAUGACUACGACGCGUUCUUUGACGCCGAUGAGUCAACUGACUUUACGCGCUUGGACGCCAUGGUGGAGGACGUGCUUGCUGGCCGCGGUGUAGAGCCUGAAGUCCAGAACCAGCGCGCCUUUGCACGCGUACACUCGUUCGGCGGAGGCGGCGCUGGGCGGCAAACCACACUCGAUGGCGGACUCGUCCCUGAGAAACCGCCAUCACGAUCCAGCGUGGCCACGCACGGCUCUGCUCACGGAGGUCUGCAUCGUGUGCAAAGUGCUCCAGUGGAGAUGGCUCGCAAUCGCAAGACGAAGAAGUGGGAUCACACUGCGUUCUCGAAGACAGGGAAGAGGAAGGGUUCAAAGGCUAAGGGCCGUGGUAGAGGAGGUGACGACGAGGACGAACAAGAGGAGAUCGAGUUUGAGCAGUUUCCUGCCCCGUUCAUCAAUCCUAGUGCCUGGGUGAGGUCUCGCCAGGCUACUCUGCUGACACAGGAUGCUGAUUAUAUAUUCUUCCCUGGCCAUAUUUUGUGUAGACCGCCACCGCCCAUGAAGCUCAAGCCAGACCCCCUGGAGAUCAAGAAAUGGUGGUACCCGACCAAUGUGUCAAAGCGUGAUUAUCAAUUCAACAUCUCACGACAUUGUCUAUUCGAGAACACACUUGUUGCUUUACCAACGGGUCUGGGAAAGACCUUCAUAGCCGGAGUCGUCAUGCUCAACUAUUAUAAGUGGUUUCCUGAAGGCAAAGUUAUCUUCGUGGCUCCGACCAAGCCACUUGUAUCCCAACAGAUCGAUGCCUGUCAUAAGACCUGCGGCAUACCAGGACGUGACGCCAUCGAGCUUACAGGUGAAGUUAAGACUGUCAACCGCAGCGAAGCUUGGCAGAAGAAGCGUGUCUUCUAUAUGACGCCGCAAACGCUGUUUAACGACCUAAAGAACGGGAACUGCGACCCCCAGGAAAUAGUGUUGCUCGUCAUCGAUGAGGCCCACAGAGCGACAGGCGAAUACGCAUAUGCCACUGUCGUGCGCCAUCUCAUGGCCAAGAAUCCACACUUUCGCGUCCUCGCGCUUUCCGCGACCCCAGGCGGCACGAUCGAGGCCGUGCAAAAUGUUAUCGACGCGUUACACAUCAGCCACAUCGAGUGUCGUCACGAGGAGAACCUCGACAUCGCUCGUUACAUGAAGACCAAGGACGUCAAGCUCCAUCUGGUCGAGAUGAAUGAAGGUGCAGCUAAGAUUCGCGACCUUCUAGGUCGUGCCAUGGUGCCUCUGAUUGCUGACGUUCAGAGAAGCGGUCUUUGCCGCGGCAAUCCUGAUCCUGCCGCGUUCUCCGCAUUCCGCGCCCAAUCUGCCAUGGGGGAGAUAGGCGCGCGACCGCCUAGCGAGAGGCGUAACCUUGCCUCCAAGUUUCCUGUGCUGUCGAAACUUGGCACAUUGGCGCGCGCGAUGGGCUAUCUGCUUGAGGGCACGGUCGGCAUGUGCUACGAGUCGCUGAAAGAGAACAUGGCGAAGACGAAUAAGGACGGCAAACCCGGUUCGCUGAGUAAAGACCCGAACGCGCAAGCCGUGAUGCAAGAGCUUGAACGACAAGCAGUGCAAGGCUUCGCAGUGCACCCCAAGAUGGUCGAGCUCAAGAACAUCCUCCUGCAAUACUUCGCGGCGAACAUCCACGAUCCCGACGCACCGGAGGGCGCUCCGAAUGCGCCAGAACGCACGUGCGCGAUGGUCUUUACGAACAACCGUGCUGCAGUGGAAGAGAUCGUCGACUAUUUGAAGCAGGAGCAACCUAUGCUGCGUCCUACGCCCUUCAUCGGACAGGGAACCGACAAGAAGGGGAAGAAGGGACUCGCCCAGCGAGAACAACUCGAAAUCAUCCAGCGCUUCAAGAAAGGCGAGUUCAACGUGAUGGUUUCCACGUCCAUCGGUGAAGAAGGCCUUGAUAUCGGCGAGGUUGAUUUAGUCGUCUGCUACGAAUCACCGAAGACCCCUGUCCGUAUGUUACAACGAGUCGGGCGCACCGGCCGUAAGCGGCAAGGCUACGUUCACGUCCUUCUCUCCGUCGGACGUGAAGAGAAAAACUGGGACCAGGCGAAAGACAAGUAUACCGAGCUCCAGCAGAUCAUCAUGCGUGGACAAGAGCUUGAAUUCUACGCCGACGUCGAGCGCUUGAUACCAGAACACGUCAAGCCCGAGUGUGUCGAGCAAGUCAUGCUCAUCGAGGAAUACGAUCGCGAGGCCACGAUCAGAGAACGUCUUAAACCCCCAGCAGCACCCAAGGGUACGAAGCGGAAGCGCGGCGAUGAUGUCCCUGCCGGUGCUGUCAACGGCUUCGUGUCGGCAAGUGCGCUCCGACCGAAGGACGCAUCCGUAGCAGACAUGCUCAAACAACAGAAGCCGAAGCGACGCAAGAUGAAGGCUACCACAUUCAACGAAGAGCCUCCAGUGGAUGGUGAAACGGACGAUGAGAUUGAGGCGGGACUAUCGGCACCACCACGACACCCUCGCUCUCAAUCAUUGCCGGAGAAGUCGUCGACAAAGAAGAUCAGGGCCAAAGGACAGCGCAAGAUCAAGGCAAAGCGAGUUAUGGACGCUAGAAAGCUCACCGCUAGCCAGCUCGCGAAGCAAGGUGCCGACGACUCCGACGACGACGAGAUAGAGCGCGGUCUCUCAUCUAGACCUCGUCGAUCACCGACUCGUUCUGCAUCGCCAGGUGACGGGCCGUCAUCUUCUCUGUUACAUGAGGUACCCCUGCCAGAGGCGCGUGGCAGUGCAUCAGACGAAGCUGUUUUGGAUCUCUGUACGACAGAUGACGAAGAGGAGAAAGAACGCGAGCCACUCUUUCUGCCAUCUUCGGAUCCGUUAUCCGCUAGCGUUUCUCGUACAUUGGAGCUUUCACCGACGCUCAAGCGCUCACGAUCAGCACAACCCUCGUCUCCUGCACGUGGGCCUUCUCCGCGACAAGAUAAGCGGAACCUUGCCUGGUUACUGGGUUCCGACGACGAGAAUUCGGAUAGUGAGCGACCAGAUAAAGCCUCGCGCGAAAUACUCCCGCCUUCUCGCCCGCUUGUAAGAUCGACGUUGGAUGCCAUCGAGAUCUCAGACUCGGAAAUUGAGGUUACCAUGGACGCCCUGAAGCCCCGUACGCCUUCAUCGUCGCCGGUCGUCGUAGUAUCGCCAGCUCAGCCCGUCGCCGGCCCGUCACGCCCGCGCAGAGAUUUCGCCGAUAUGCCCCCACCAGUCAUGCUUCCCUCACGCUUUGGCGGAUUUUCGCGCCCAUCCUUGAACAAGACCCAGCCUGCUUCACAAGAACCGUUCUUCUCUGUCGGACCCCGAAAGAAACGAGUGCGACCGAUGGAGCAGCACGACUCCCUAUCCUCGCCGUCAGUUGAUGGUUCACCGGCGUUGAAGCGCCUGCAGCGCGGCCCCCGCCCACUGGCACCCGGCCCACUAUCGUCUUCGCCCGUAGCGCAACGGCCAGCGAAGAAGCCGAAGAAGAUCCGAGUAUAUGAUACGGCCGCUGUCGGCAAACGUAAUCAGUUUCUGGACGUCGAGGCGGGUCACUCUGGGGAAGAGCUCUCUGCUGGCUCGGACGACGGCGGCGAUCCCGAGCUAUCGAGCGAGGGCGACAACAGCUUCCUCGCGGAACCGGGCGGAACGCAAAUGUCCCCGUCGUACGACCAAAAUGCAGUGUACAGACAGAGUCUGCUCUCGCAGGCCCCUCAGGGAUGGGGUCCUCGGUUCGGCAAUGGACCUGUACGACGAGGUGCCGUGCCAUAUGCAGCACGAGAGGGUGCCCGGAGGGCGGCAAUGCUUUCUUCGGACGGCGAGCGAGACUCUGAACCGGAUGACUAUGAGAUGGGGAGCUUCGUUGUGGAUGACGAGGCUGAGGUAUUCUGA
Molecule: messenger RNA, 4182 nt
Organism: Peniophora sp. CBMAI 1063
Lineage: Eukaryota; Fungi; Basidiomycota; Agaricomycetes; Russulales; Peniophoraceae
Source: the annotation of a GenBank genome assembly